CAUUUGCAAUCGACCUCACUGCUAGCUUGACUGAUUCACUUCACUUUCUCUUUAAAAACGUUAUUUCUUUUUACUUUAGUUCAGACUUUGUUUGUUGGUUUGUUCCAUUCUAGUGCAGUAUUCCACACACUUUAUAAAGUUCAAGUUUAGUUUAUUAGUUCAAAUGUUCCAAUCAAUUCUGCUGCUAGACUGAGACUCGAGACUACUGUAACGUUGACUGUUACCUCACCUCACUGGUAAGAAUUAUUGACUUUAAUUAUUAAAUUGGUAGCCUCUUUGGCCCUCGCCAAAAUGCCGUGGGCGGUUGUUGAAUUUUUGACUAGUGAAGAGGUGGAGGCAGUGCCUCGAAACUGGAUAAUUAAACAUGAGGACAAUCUCAUGUGUUUGUGGCCACCUCCCAAAGUCCACAAGCUGACUGACCUAAUUGCGAGGGAAGUGGACAUUAGUGAACUUGAUGGGACAACAAAAUACAGCAUUCGUAUUCUUGGUGAAAACUAUGAAACCUUUGCUCAGGCAAGACAAAAGUGCAUCAAAGCACAAAAAGAAUCCGAACUUGAUAGUUGCGGAGAAAGUGAAGCAGAAAGAGCUACAAGGAAACGGUUUGCAAAAACCUUGUUUUCUCCAUCAAAUUCACCAAAAAAAAGAAAGAUUUCAGACUUCUCAAAAUUAGAUUCGCCGAACGGUCCUCUACUUCCACCUCCCACAUUUGUUCCCAACAGAAAUAAUUCUGAAAUCCACCAUAAUGGUUGUUCAAGUAGUCCUAAGCCUACAACACAUAAAGAAGAAACAAGUCAAGUGAAACGUACACACAAGUUGUCUAGUUUGGAUGAAGAGUGGAAGAGGAAGAUUUCCAAUGAGUUGGCAUACCUCAAACUUAAAUUAGACGCCAUAUAUGAAGUGGUGGUGACGCUCCAAGCAUCGCAAUCAAAGACCUCUGAUGACAUCUUCGAAGAAAGCGAAGCCGCCUCACAGAAUAUAGAUAUAAUAUGCAACCCAAUCGAAAAUGAGUCACAUUUGGAGAAUUUCGAAAAAAAGCUGCAGGAAAAAAAAACCUACGACUUUGUGGUCAAAGAUUUAAGUCGACUUGGUGGAACCACCACCAAAGAAGUAACAAAAAGAAUACUGCGGAAGCUUUUAUCAGACAAACUGGCCCAGCAUUACAGUUUCCACGGGUUUAAAAAAAAAAAAGUUUUUGGGACCCUGAAAAUGAAAAAUGUGAUUUUUGAUGCUGUCAGAAAAACUCCAUCUACUACUCAAAGUUCGGAUGCAGAGAUCGAGGGUGUAGUUAAAGACUGGCUACGACAGGCCAAAUUUCGAUUGAUAGCUAAAAACAAAACACAAUACCCUGUGGUCCAAGGUGUAGAUGAACAAGUCGAAGACCAUCAGGGAGGCCCAUCAUCAUGAACACAACUCAGAAAAGUUUACCGUCUAAAUUAGGCUAAUUAUUUA
Messenger RNA from Macrosteles quadrilineatus (aster leafhopper), 1449 nucleotides. RefSeq lists its product as uncharacterized. The coding region runs from base 292 to 1404 and encodes 370 amino acids. NCBI's taxonomy places the organism in Eukaryota, Metazoa, Arthropoda, Insecta, Hemiptera, Cicadellidae. The transcript has 6 exons. The record is from RefSeq and is a predicted model, not a curated record.